UAAAUAAUAUGGAUAUUUUUAAUAAUGUACGUGAAGACAUCAAUGCCAAAUUUUCUGUUUAGAUUUCUGCAAAAACACAACCUAAUAAAGGUUUCCUUCUUUAAAAUACAUGGAAUUGUGAUUAACACUUAAAGGUUUCUGCCGGCAUAGUCAGUUGGAGACCAUCUUUACAGCCCUUAUCAAUCCAAGAAACUUAAAAGCAAUCUGUACCGUAAAUUCAAUAUUUCAGCUUAUAUUUUUUAAUAUUUACUGAUUGAUAUUUACUGAAAUGAUUCAAAGGGCAACAAAGGUUACAGGGAGAAGGCAGGGGAAUGGGAUUGGUCACAAAUUAAAAAUCAGAAUGAAUGAAGAAUUCCGAGCAGCAACUUUGGUUGGUAAAGAAGUCAGCAUUUUAUAUUUCAGUGAUGGACAUGUUACAGUUCCACAUGUCAGGUAACUAAGGUGACUCCAAUCAUGAGGGGAAUAGAUAGGGUAAGUGCACAGUCUUUUUUCCGGGAUAGGUGAAUCAAGAAUCAUAGGCCAUACCGCGUGGGUAUACUACGGGAUAUUUUGUUUCCUUCCACACUCCAAAAUCGUAGAUGUUUGUAGGUUAAUUGGGUUGGUAUAAGUAAAUUGUCCCUAGUGUGUGUGUGUGUGUGUGUGUAGGAUAGUGUUAGUGCACGGGGAUCGCUGGUAGGUGCGGUUUCGGUGGGCCGAUGGGCCUUUUCCACGCUGUAUCUAUAAACUAAACUCUGUGUAGGAAGGAACUGCAUAGAAACAUAGAAAGUAGGUACAGGAGUAGGCCAUUCGGCCCUUCGAGCCAUUCAAUAUGAUCAUGGCUGAUCAUCCAGAAUCAGUUUUCGCCCCAUAUCCCUUGAUUCUGUUAGCCCUAAGAGCUAUAUCUAACUCUGAAUACAUCAAGUGAAUUGGCCUCCACUACCUUCUGUGGAAGAGAAUUCCACAGAUUCACAACUCUCUGGGUGAAAAGGUUUUUCCUCAACUCAGUCCUAAAUGGCCAAACCCUUAUUCUUAAACUGUAACCCCUGGUUCUGGACUCCUCCAACACCGGGAACAUUUUUCCUGCAUCUCGCCUGUCCUAUCCCUUAACAAUUGUACAUGUUUCUGGAAGAUCCGCACUCAUCCUUCUAAAUUCCAGUGAAUAUAAGCCCAGUUGAUCCAUUCUUGCAUCAUAUGUCAGUCCGGCCAUCCCGAUAAUUAACUCCCUCAAUAGCAAGAAUGUCCUUCCUCAAAUGAGGAGUCCAAAACUUCACACAAUACCCCAGGUGCAGUCUCACCAGGGCACUGUGCAACUGCAGUAGGACCUCCUUCCUCCUAUACUCAAACUCUCUCGCUAUGAGGAUACUGCAGAUGCUGGUUUACACCAAAGAUAAACACGAAACAUUUUGUGUUUAUCUUAAACUAAAGGGUGGUGAAUCUGUGGAAUUCAGAAGGCUGUGGAAGUCAGUGGAUAUAUUUAAGGCAGAGAUAGAUAGAUUAUUGAUUAGUACGGGUGUCAGAGGUUAUGGGGAGAAGGCAUGACAUGGGGUUAGGAGGGAGAGAUAGCUCUACCCCUAUCUUAUGAACUUGUGCAACUCUCCACUGGACUUGAGCGCACGUCGCUCACAGGGGAGGGUGGGCGGGCGGAGGCGGCGACAAGCUGACGCAGGAGGUAAGAGCGGGGUUUGUAAUCUCCGGGGAUGCUGUCACUUCCCCAAAACACCAAGUGCAGCUCGGCGGCCGCACAUAAAACUCAGUCUUUGCCUCCGCUUUCCGAUGUGAAACAAGAACAAAAUCUCCCUCCACGCCCGCCGCGACUUUCCUUCCACUCUAUCUCGGAAUCGCUGCGAACGGAUCACCAGAAAGGGCCGGAGAGACCAUCGGCGCAGGCGCGAAAUGAACCUCACUUCAGGGAGCAUCAAUAAAUCAGGAGCGACCCCAAAUCAGGGACUGUCUCUAAAUCAGAGAGCGUCUUCAAUUCGGAAACUCUAAAUCAGGGAGCGUCCUUAAAUCAGACUAAAUCAGGGAGCGUCCCCAAAUCAGGGAUUCUCUAAUCAGGGAGCGUCCCCAAAUCAGAGACUGUCUCUAAACAAGAGAGCGUCUUCAAUUCGAAAACUCUAAAUCAGGGAGCGUCCUUAAAUCAGACUAGAUUAGGGAGCGUCUCCAAAUCUGGGAGCGUACCCAAAUCAUAGAAUCUCUAAAUCAGGGAGCGUCCCCAAAUCAGAGACAGUCUCUAAAUCAGCGAGCGUCUCCGAAUCAGUAACUGUUUACAUCAGCGAGUGUCCUUCAAAAAGGGAAGAGACGGAGACUAAGACUUUGCCUCCAUCACAGUGAGGAUGUGCUUAGUGAACUAACUCACUGAUAAGGAACAAAAAACGCAAAUUAAGCGCUGGUAAAUUAGAUAUUAUGGGUACAAUUAUCGUCAGCAUGGACCGCGGUGGGCCAAAAAUCCUAUUUCUAAUCUUAUUAAGAAUCACAAUAAAUAUAUUUAGCUGCCAAAAAUCGGCCUCUAAGCUCUUCAUUGAACGAUGUCUUUUGGGUUUGGGAUUUGAGGUGACUGUACGGAGUUUGUACGUUCUACCUGGGACCUCUUCGCUUUUCUCUAGGUGCUCCAGUUUCCUAGUACAUUCCAAAAACGUACAGGUUGUAGGUUAAUUGGCUUCUGUAAACAUUGUAAAUUGUCCCGAGUGUGUAGGAUAAUGUCAGUGUACGGGACCAGCUGGUCGGCGCAGCGGACCAAAGGACCCGUUUCUGCACUGUAUCUCUUAAGUCUAAAGUCAUCCCACGCUCUUGUUUUGUAGUCCAGAGAGUGAGUAAAUAUAGAAUAUUUUUGUAAGGAUAUGAAUUUCAGUGAAAGAUGGAGGGAGUAUGUGUGGGAGGGGGAUGUACCGCUUUCCUGGAACCACAGGAAAAAAUGUCUCUUGAAAAUAAAACUGUCAGUUCAAAAUUUCUGUCCUGAAUUUACAAUGAUAACUUUGAACUACUUUACAGAGGAUGGAAGUUUUGCUGAUGGGGGACUUGAACCAAACUUCCUAUCAAUAUGUGACUGACAUUUAUCAAGUACCGACUGCCAUUGGUCUUUGAUUAAAAGAGAAAAAGUGACUACGUGUGGAUGUAUCAGUGAGACGGUAGAAUAACUGGUAAACAUACGUGAUAAGAAUGUCACGAUAUGUUUGCUGUUGAGAAUUUGAACCAACUGCACCGCCUCAAAAGUCAUCAGAAUAUCCACGAGAAGAAACUUGGCACCUGAGUCUGUGGUCGGACAAGGCUUCAAGUGAUCGUGAUCAAGUAACCUGGAGAGUCACAAAGACACUGAGGCGAUGGAGAAUCCGUGCAAAUGUGGGGCCUUUGGGAUGGGAUUCCGUUUCCCAUCCCAGCUGGAAAUUCACCAACGGGCUCACACCAAGGAGAGUCCGUUUGGCUGCUCCUUGUGCGGGAAGGGAUUCACGCGCUCAUCCCGCCUGUUGACACACCAGCGGAUUCACACCGGGGAAAAGCCCCACACCACCUGCAUCGUGCGUGGGAAGGGAUUCACCGAGUCGUCCAAGCUAAAGGCGCACCAUCAGGUUCACAGCGAGGAGAACACUUUAAAUUGUUCCAACUGCGAAAUGAGCUUCAAAAGCUCGCAGUACCUGCGGAGGCACCAGCAGGUUCACACCACAGAGAGGCCAUUCACCUGCUCCGUGUGCGGGAAGGGAUUCACUCGUUCGUACAGCCUCCUGCUGCAUGAGCGGGUCCACACUGGGAAACGACCGUACGCCUGCUCCAAGUGCGGGAAGGGAUUCAACCAGUCGCCCGACCUGCUGAGACACCAGCGGGUUCACACCGGGGAGAGGACGUUCACCUGCGCCAUGUGCGGCAAAGGAUUCACCCGAUCGUCCAACCUCCUGGUCCACGAGCGGGUUGACAUUGGGAAAAGGCAGUUCGCCUGUUCCGCGUGCGGGAAGGGAUUCAACCAGUUAGCCGGACAAACGGGUCCACACCGGGGAGCGACCGUUCUCCUUGUUCCGCGUGCGGGAAGAGAUUCGUCUCUUCAUCGAACCUGCUGGUUCAACAGCGGGUCCACACUGGAGAACGGCCAUUUUCCUGCCCCGUGUGCGGGAAAGGAUUCAUUUGUUCAUCCAACCUCCCGGUGCACCGGCGCGUUCACACCAGGGAGAGGCCGUUCCCUGCUCCAUCUGUGGGAAGGGAUUCACUCAUUUGUCCAAUUUACAGACGCACCGGCGAGUUCACAGUUGACGGCUCGGUUUAGAUUUUGCCGUGAUUUAGAAACAUAGAAACCUAGAAAAUAGGUGCAGGAGUAGGCCAUAUUAAUGAUCUGGAUGAAUAUUAAUGAUCUGGAUGAGGGAAUUGAAGGCAAUAUCUCCAAGUUUGCGGAUGACACUAAGCUGGGGGGCAGUGUUAGCUGUGAGGAGGAUGCUAGGAGACUGCAAGGUGACUUGGAUAGGCUGGGUGAGUGGGCAAAUGUUUGGCAGAUGCAGUAUAAUGUGGAUAAAUAUGAGGUUAUCCAUUUUGGUGGCAAAAACGGGAAAGCAGACUAUUAUCUAAAUGGUGGCCGAUUGGGAAAGGGGGAGAUGCAGCGAGACCUGGGUGUCAUGGUACACCAGUCAUUGAAGGCAGGCAUGCAGGUGCAGCAGGCAGUAAAUAAAGCGAAUGGUAUGUUAGCUUUCAUUGCAAAAGGAUUUGAGUAUAGGAGCAGGGAGGUUCUACUGCACUUGUACAGGGUCUUGGUGAGACCACACCUGGAGUAUUGCGUACAGUUUUGGUGUCCAAAUCUGAGGAAGGACAUUAUUGCCAUAGAGGGA
Messenger RNA from Leucoraja erinaceus (little skate), 4781 nucleotides. Its product is annotated as zinc finger protein 239-like. The coding region runs from base 3297 to 4253 and encodes 318 amino acids. Gene Ontology annotation, molecular function: DNA-binding transcription factor activity, RNA polymerase II-specific; RNA polymerase II cis-regulatory region sequence-specific DNA binding. NCBI's taxonomy places the organism in Eukaryota, Metazoa, Chordata, Chondrichthyes, Rajiformes, Rajidae. Gene Ontology annotation, biological process: regulation of transcription by RNA polymerase II. The record is from RefSeq and is a predicted model, not a curated record. The transcript has a single exon.